This is a messenger RNA of Saccostrea cuccullata (small rock oyster), 1894 nucleotides long. RefSeq names its product homeobox protein Dlx6a-like. Gene Ontology annotation, biological process: regulation of transcription by RNA polymerase II. The record is from RefSeq and is a predicted model, not a curated record. The transcript is spliced from 4 exons. Lineage: Eukaryota; Metazoa; Mollusca; Bivalvia; Ostreida; Ostreidae. Bases 206 to 1165 code for a protein of 319 amino acids. Gene Ontology annotation, molecular function: DNA-binding transcription factor activity, RNA polymerase II-specific; RNA polymerase II cis-regulatory region sequence-specific DNA binding.
GCGUUGCUGAUUGCCUCUUGUGAAUCGAAGUUCAGCGCUGUCAGCCAAUGAAAACCCACACUGUGACUAAGGGGCGGAGCUAGGGAAUGGUGACAACUACUCGGCUCUAUUGAGGACGUCUCUUGUGAUUUAAGUACAGGGUACGGAUGACGAAAUUGGACUUAAUUUGGAGGACUUUUAUUUGUGAUACUAACAAGGACGAGUUAUGAUUAAUGUGGGGAAUGUCGACGGCCAUGGCCUGGAACAAGAAAUGUCCGGCAAGUCAGCCUUCAUGGAACUCCAACAGCAGGGGAUGGGGAUGGGGCACCCGGCGUACCCCAUACGCUCAUCGUAUCAGCCUCACCAUCACCCCUCCCAGCACGGGGACAGUGUGUUCACUAACCCACAGGCCAGACCACCACUCGGGUACCCCUUCCACAUGAAUCCUAUGUCCCCCUCCUCCUAUAACCCUCCGACGGGACAUCCUUUCUCCAUGCCGCCUUACCAGAGCCCUUCUCCAAACAGAGAAGAUAAGUCCCAAAUGGAGGAAUUAAGAAUAAAUGGAAAAGGCAAGAAGAUGAGAAAACCUAGAACUAUUUAUUCUAGCCUUCAACUGCAGCAACUUAACAGACGUUUCCAGCGAACUCAAUAUUUGGCGCUCCCCGAGCGUGCAGAACUAGCCGCUUCCCUUGGGCUCACUCAGACACAGGUUAAAAUCUGGUUCCAAAAUCGUCGUUCAAAAGCCAAGAAAAUGAUCAAACAGGGCGGGAAUCCUAUGCAGGCAGGUGGUCAGCAGACUCCGACACCGGUGACGUCACCAACCCAAGGCCAGCAACCCAUGCAACCACAGUCACCUUCCCAGCAACACUCACCACCGACACCAUCAGGGCAUAGCCAUAACACUCAUGUGCAUCACCCUCCCAAUGGACUUAAAAUGGAAACACCAGAGCAAAAUCAACACAAUUCUGUGAUGAUUUCUCCUGCUUCAUCUGUAAGUCCAGAACACGAGCCUCAGUGGAACGAACACACAGCCAACAACUAUACCUCAUCUCAGUCUUAUAUGCCAAUGUCCGGCAUGCCACCUAUGACGUCAGUGAUGAGUUCCGGUAUGCCCCCUAUGUCUCAUUACCAUUCCGCUUGGUACUCAACACAGCCUAUGAUGAAUCAACAAUCCUGUCUCACAUGAAAGCUGUAGUAUUAAAUCUUAGAACUAACAUUCUAGCCUCGGUACAUUCCGAUAGUGCUCGGGAAUUCUGUGGCAGGCCCCUCUGCUUGUGAUACUCCCUAACUGUGUUGUAAACAUUAUGUUGAUGUGGUCAAAUAUUUAUGGACUGCCCACUUGACGAAGAUGUUUGCAACGUUUGAAUUCCGCGCCGUUUGGUUGAACAUUCGGUCAUGUGACAGUGCUGCCUCGUUCCAGACUAAGUAGAGCAGUCCGGAAUCGAAUUCGGGUCAGGAAAGAUUUGAAUGUCCAUUUAAGUUAUAAGUAAAAUUUACAAACUGUAUAUAUCGCCAGUAAACAUUGAAAAGAAAAAUGCAAUAUGAAGUGUGUAUUAGAGAAACGCAUGACGUUUUAUCAGAUUUUAAUUUUAGUUAAAUAUCGCAUUGAUUUGAAUAUAAACCUACUGUAUUUCAUGUUCUUCUAAUUCUUUUCAUAUUGCUAUUUCGUUUUCUUUUCGUUGGCAUAAUUUAUAAUUGUGUUGUUCAAUUCGUCAUGUAUAAUUUUAGCGUUAUAUUGUCACAUGUACAAAUUUUCCUUGUUUUUAAUGAUUUUUUUUUACUUCAUUCCCUUAAACUGUCAUAUUUCUCGAUUUAACAUUAAUAUGUUGAAUGUAUAAAGAUUUUAUCUUAUAUCAUGUGCAUGUAUACGUGCGGUGAAACCGUGACUAAAUUAAUAAAGUAAUUUUAAUGCAAA